CGAAUACCCUGUAGGGCUGUGCAAUCCAUCAACAAUACACCCUCCCUAUCCGCUGAGAACGAGGAUCAACAUGGCUGGCAGCGAGACGGCGCAGAUCGCUUUAGAUGAAGAUGAAGGAGUAUCCGAGCUUGACGACGGCGAGACCACAGCAUCCGUCCGUUCAAGCGUUUUACAGAAUAAGGAGCAGUAUGGAAGACGAUACCAUGCGUACAAGGACGGGACAUACCACCGACCAAACGAUGAGGUGGGUAACACUGCUUGAGGUCGGUUUCACACCUACUCACCCAGCUUCCUGCCAGGCCGAGCUAGAGCGUCUAGACAUAGCCCACGCCCUCUUUGCAAUCAUCAACCAGGAUCGACUCCAUCUCGCUCCGCUCAAACCUGACCUGGGCCGUGUCCUUGACCUCGGUGCCGGCACCGGGCUCUGGGCCAUCGAAUUUGCCGAGGCGUAUCCCUCAGCUGUGGUGGUUGGCGUGGAUAUCAGUCCUACCAUGUCCGAGAUCGUUCCGCCCAACGUUCAAUUCGAGAUUGACGAUGUCGAGGACCAGUGGACGUACAGUAAACAGGCCGACUUUAUCCAUUGCCGCUACAUGGUCGGGUCGAUAUCAGACUGGCCCAAGUUGAUGCGGCAAUGUUAUGAGAACCUCACCCCCGGCGGCUGGGUCGAAUUCCAGGAUUUCGACAUCGACUACUACUCUCAAGACGGUUCGCUGACAGAAAAGCACGCCAUAAGACGCUGGCUCGUGCUGUGCACCGAGGCCGCCGCCAAAGUUGGAAGAACAUUGCACGUUGGAAAACAUCUCGAGCAGUGGGUCAAAGAGGCCGGCUUCACCAAUGUUCAGGUAGUCAAAGUUCCUGUACCCAUUGGUCCUUGGCCCAGAGACAAGAGACUGAAGCGGAUGGGCCUGGUCAAUUGGACCCAGAUCUUCGAAGGCCUACAAGCUGUUAGCCUGAGAUUGUUCCUGAACGUCCUCGGAUGGAGCCAACCGGAGCUGGAGUCAUUGCUGGUCGAAGUCCGGCAAGAUAUGAAAAACAGGGAGAUUCAUUCAAUGUACGACGUCUACACCGUCAUCGGGCAGAAACCCAAGGCCCAGACCGGAUAGUCUCCUUGGUGAGUGACUGACGGGACAGACGAGCAACCGGAACUCCGAAGAAGGACCACAAGAGAUCAGAUCCACUGAAAGGUUGGACAGCCCGCACCAACCAAGUGCACUUGCCAGCCAGCUGCUUCUCUCAUCAUCUCCGCCACCACCGAUGCCGAGGAAGGUCAUUGUGGAACAUGGUGCCAUGUGGCCAAUGAAAAUCGUCAGAGCAUGGCCUUCUUCGACUUGGUGGCCCACGGUUUAACAUAACCUGUCCAUCACCGGUGCCAAUACAGCAGCAUUUGCAAAGUCAACAGAGCGUCAUGUUGGCCUUUGUUACAGUACUAGCCUGAACAGGGCCGACAGAUGGCCCCCAGGUCAGAGGUCCGUCGCAUUGGCUUGGUUCUCGUCGGCUUGCCAUCUGCGCUGUUCGGCUGACGGCCGGUGCAGAAGGAUCAUUGCGAUGCCUAUGAUCUCCUGGGCACCGGGUGGGCAGAUAUGAGAAAACACAGUUGCCGAUCCAAAUCUGACUUUGGAGGGAGAUGAUCGGACGGGGUGACUCACUUCUUCGAGAAUGGAAGUCCAUUACUCGAGGACACAGCAAAAGGACGAGAUGGCCGCGGAGGAACUGUCACUGGACAGGAAACAGAAGGGAAAUCCAUGAUCACCUACCUGGCCGUCGCGACUGAGUAGCCUUUACAGAAUUUCGCCGGACUACGGCACACGGCGGCCCGAUUCGCGCCUUAGCCUGAACCAUGAUCUCAGGCCUGUGAAGCCGCCGAAGCUUAAGACUCGCGCCGAGAGAUGGUCUGAAUAUUGGUAAAUGAAUUACAAGUGCUGUGUACGUAGGUAUGGACCUAUCCAUCUUCAGGGUAAUUAUCCAUGGCACCGCGCAAGUCCGUUGAAUCUAUCUUCUCGACUGGCCCCGUCAUUUGAUUAACAUUCGAUCGAAGCACG
Molecule: messenger RNA, 2039 nt
Organism: Cladophialophora immunda
Lineage: Eukaryota; Fungi; Ascomycota; Eurotiomycetes; Chaetothyriales; Herpotrichiellaceae
Exons: 3
Coding region: 105-1103 (332 amino acids)
Molecular function (GO): methyltransferase activity
Source: RefSeq, a predicted model, not a curated record